Molecule: messenger RNA, 370 nt
Organism: Canariomyces notabilis
Lineage: Eukaryota; Fungi; Ascomycota; Sordariomycetes; Sordariales; Chaetomiaceae
Exons: 1
Coding region: 83-307 (74 amino acids)
Source: RefSeq, a predicted model, not a curated record
GAAUGCAUCAGAGCCGGGCUCAGCAGCAGCAUAUGGCUGGAGCAACAGCUUGUCGUCUCAAUUAUCUACAAGACACUCUCUUAUGGCAUGUUUCACCACCAUAAUGCUCUCUGGACAGCCGUCAGCUCUCAGUUUGCUGAUUGCAUAUGAUGCAAGCAAUUCGAUACUCUUCCUCAGCCAAUCGACACCCCCCCAGGGUUUCUCCUUUUGGCAAUCCCAAAGGGUACACACCCUCAAGCAUGCUGGCUUGGAUAAGCCUAGUAAUUCUGUCAGACCAGAAAAACCUGCACAAAAGUCGGACGGGUGAGCUCGGUGCAUCAAAUCACCGGGCCAUUCACAUUUCCCAGGUUGUCACCCUGUGUCAAAGACC